This is a messenger RNA of Lycium barbarum (goji berry), 399 nucleotides long. RefSeq lists its product as uncharacterized. NCBI's taxonomy places the organism in Eukaryota, Viridiplantae, Streptophyta, Magnoliopsida, Solanales, Solanaceae. The record is from RefSeq and is a predicted model, not a curated record. Bases 1 to 399 code for a protein of 132 amino acids. The transcript has a single exon.
AUGGGAACUCUUCCAAGAGUGGGUUGGAGAAAACUGAUUUGUAGCAACCCUUGUCCUCCAAAGUGGCUAUUCAUGGGAUAUUUGGCAGUAAAUGGUAAAGUUUAUAGCAAAGACAUGCUGAUCAACUGGGGUAUGGAUGUGGAUCCACUUUGCCGGCUAUGUAAAGGGGCUGCUGAGAAUAUAAAUCAUCUGUUUUUCACCUGUCCAGUUGCUGCAGCAGUAUGGAGCAAGUUGCUACAAUGGCAAGGCAUUACUAGGCAGUGUUGUGAAUGGACAGAAGAAUGUGAAUGGAUGGAGAUGCAUUGCAGAAAUAACAACCCAAGCUCUGUCAUAUAUCGCAUGACACUCGCAGGUUGCAUUUACCACAUAUGGAAGGAUAGGAACCAAGUGAUAUUCUAA